Molecule: messenger RNA, 4072 nt
Organism: Bubalus bubalis (water buffalo)
Lineage: Eukaryota; Metazoa; Chordata; Mammalia; Artiodactyla; Bovidae
Gene: C2CD4C
Product: C2 calcium dependent domain containing 4C
Exons: 2
Coding region: 158-1420 (420 amino acids)
Source: RefSeq, a predicted model, not a curated record
CUGCGCUGGUGCCGCCGCCGCCCGACCGAGGCUGCGCCCGCGUCCCUGCGCCCCCGGCCCUCGCGCCGAGACCCCGGCGUGUCCGCGGGCCAGCCAGCUUCGGCCCCCGCCCCCGGGCAGGCUUCGCAGAUCCCUCCUGGCUCCUGACUGCGCCCCAAUGAAGAAAACCAACAUGUGGUUCUUGGAGAGGUUUCGGGGAUCGGGGGAGAAUGGAGCUGCGGGGGGUGAGGGCGGGGACAAGGCCGCCAAGGGGCCCCUGUACAGCAACGUGCUCACGCCGGACAAGAUCCCGGACUUCUUCAUACCCCCCAAGCUGCCCGCCGGCCCCGCCGAGCCCGAAGCGCAGGCCGAGCUGGGGCCCUCGACCUCGGAGCAGAACCUGGCCUCCGCCGCGCCCCGCCGCGCCCCCCGGAGCCCCCGGCUGCCCGCCAAGCUGGCCGCCGAGAGCAAGAGCCUACUGAAGGCGGCCACCCGGCACGUGAUCCAGAUCGAGAGUGCGGAGGACUGGCCGGCCGAGGAGACUGCCACCAACGCCGACCCCCAGGCCCAGGGGGCGAUGUCGCUGCCCUCGGUGCCCAAGGCCCAGACGUCCUACGGCUUUGCCACGCUCGCCGAGAGCCCUCACACGCGGCGCAAGGAGUCCCUGUUCCAUAGCGAGCACGGGGCUCUGGCCCAGGUGGGCUCCCCAGGCACCCGGCGCCGUCGGGGGGGUGUCAAGGCCAACGGGGGGGACGGGGGGCCCAGGGAGGCCGGCGGCACCCUCAUGAGUCCCGGCCGCUGCGUCAGCGGCGGGGAGAGCGACACGGGGUCCUCGGCCGAGUCCUCACCCUUCGGCUCCCCCCUGCUCUCGCGCUCCGUGUCGCUGCUCAAAGGCUUCGCCCAGGACAGCCAGGCCAAGGUGAGCCAGCUCAAGCACUCUGUGGGCCGCCAUGGCUCCCUGUCGGCUGACGACAGCACGCCGGACACCAGCCCCGGGGCCCGGCGCCGCCUGCACCGCAGGGCCACCCCGGAGCCCGGCCCGGAGUCUGGUCCGGCGUCCCGCGCGGAGCACGCCGUGCGCAUGGGCCCGCGGGGCAGCGUGCGCCUCCUGGCCGAGUACGAGGCGGCCCAGGCCCGCCUGCGCGUGCGCCUGCUGGCGGCCGAGGGCCUAUAUGACCGGCUGUGCGACGCCCGCAGCAUCAACUGCUGUGUGGGCCUGUGCCUCGUGCCGGGCAAGCUGCAGAAGCAGCGCAGCACCAUCGUCAAGAACAGCCGCCACCCAGUGUUCAACGAGGACUUCUUCUUCGACGGCCUGGGUCCGGCCAGCGUGCGGAAGCUGGCUCUCAGGAUCAAGGUGGUGAACAAGGGCAGCAGCCUCAAGCGGGACACGCUGCUCGGGGAAAAGGAGCUGCCCCUGACCUCCCUGCUGCCCUUCUUGUAGAGACCCCCUGCCUCCCUCGGGCCGCGGAGACCCCGCCCCCUCCCGGGUCCUGCAAGGGAGGCCACGGCCACGCCCCCUUCCGGACCCUGCAAGUGAGCCCUGAUGCUGCGGCCCCUUUUGGGGGUGUCCUGAGUCAUGCUGUUUUCCAGGGGUUACUUGAGACAGGGCUGCUGGGGAAAAGAAAGGGCCAGCUUGCCGGGCUGAGUCCCUCUAUACCCCAAGUUUCAUGCCCCCACCGCAGCCAGUCACUGCUUCUGGAGUUCUGGAACCUGGGCCGGGAAGUAGCAGAGGUUGACCACAGACCCAGAGACUGCGGGUCCUGAGGACCAGGCAGGUCUUCUCUGCGGCACGAGUGUCCUCCUGCCCCAGGCCUGACGGACGCCCCCUAGAGAGGGGUGCCAGGCAGUGCGGGGCCCCAUGGGGCUGUGGGAGGACCCCCUCCUGCCUUAGGCUGUCUGGGCAGCCCUCAGUCCUCCCAGGCUCCGUGAGAGCCGGUCAGAGGGAGGAGGGUGCCACCCGGUCUGAGAGCCACUUCCCGGCAAAGACAGGCAGCUGAGGAGGAAGUCCCAGAAGAAGAGGAGAAUGAUGGCUCUGCCCCUCAAGUGGGACAGCCCUCCAUCACCUUCUCUUAUCCGGCCCUGCAGCCCUGCUGGACGUCCAGAGCCUUCGACCUCUGGAAGGCUAGCUCAGAUCCUGCCCAGAGAGCAGCACCAGCUGGCGGCCCCUGCUCCUUCCUGUCUUCGACCCCUCCUGAGCAUGGUCCUCAGCAGCCCAGGAAGUGCUGUUUAGGAACAGACAGCUUCCGCUUUUACUCCACAGGUGUACAUAGGUUCUGGCUAGGGUGGGUGGGACAAGGGGCAGCUGGGGAGACCUUGCUUGUGGCUUUUCAUGCUGCUAACACAGCUGCAUGGGCUUAACUGUCCUGUCAGUAUGUGUAUCCUCAACUGAUUUUUGUGGCUCAGCCAAACAGAAAUGACACACUCUGAAACAGGGCCUCCUGGGCUGCCUGCUGGGUGACGAUGGACCAGGCCGGUUUGUGGGGAUCCUGGGUGCCCCUCCCAGUCCAGAAGUUGUCCCCCCACCUCCAGCUCUGGGUUUCCAAAUUACCCUGGGGGAGGGGUGAAGGAGCUGGGGCUGGAGGGGAAGCACACAUUCCCUUCUGCACACCUGGUGAGACAUACCCAUGCCCUUGAGCCUAAGACUGAAGGCCCCUGGCCCUGGGGUCCCUAGCUGCGCGCCCUCUUGCCUCUGUCCUCUGCCUGCCCCUCAGGCUUUCUGGUCCUGGGGACCACCCAGGCCAGGCCUGUGGGCAGAGAAGGUGGACAGAAAGCCCCGCAUGGACUUAGAUGCUCAGACUUGCCGCCCCCUUCUCUGACCCCAACCGCUCCCACCCCCUGCUUUAUCCCUGGGGACCCUCAUUUUCUAGGCCCCCCGCACUGUUUGAUAUCUCUGUGUUUGAAGUUGACUGUGGGUACAUCUUGAAGACAUCCUCCCCCAAGUGUUUGUUUAUAAAUGCUGUUUUUAGUGCAAUAAAGGUGUUUUGGGGAUGUGGGGGUGGAACUCUGCUGGCUUUGGUGUUUAAUAACAAGAGAGGAAUUUUGCCUUGAAUUCCAGGGAGGGUGGCGGAAACCUUCAAGAUCCGUAAAGGCCUCCCCACCCUUUCAGACCCAAUGGGGCUCUCCUGCUCGUGGGGGCGGCACAGAAGCAGGACUGCAGCAGGGCAAUGUCCCCAGGGACCCUCAUGCCCUGUUAUAAGGACAGCUGCAUGCAGGCAGCGCUCUUACCCCCUGAGGCCAUGAACGUCCCCCUCACAGGUGCAGAGACUAGCCUUCUGGUCACCCACCCGAGACACUCUGGCCACACCCUCAGUCUAGAUGUGAACCCAUACCCUCCCUGCAACCACAGGCAAGAGAGAUGCCAGGGCUGCCCCUUCUGUGCUCUGUCCACUUGGGGACAGAGGGCAGCUAGGGAGGCUCCAAGCCAUUCACGUCUGUGCCUUCCCACAUCUUGUUCUCUCUGCCUGGAAUGCCUCCUACCCCCACGCCCCCACCCCCACUCACCUGCUUUCAGACUCUAGUUGACGUGGCACCUCCUCCAGGAAGCCUCUCUCUGCUGUGUUUCCCUUCCCAUCUCAGCUCAUAGGCCAUUUGAGGUCCUGUCUGUCCCCAACUCCAGGGCCUGCAGAUUUAUCUCCCUGAAAGGCCAUCUCCAGUCCCAGGGAACCUACUGACAGCACGUGGAAAGCUGUGGCCUGGCCUGGUCUCUGGACUCAUGCAAGGUUGCUGGAGAACCAGGGAGCUAACAGUGAAGGCCCGAGUGUCCCAGCCCUUCCCCCUGCUUGCCCUUGAAGAACCGCCAGCUUUUCCCACUUGUGUUGACCUCACCUUCCCCCACCCCCUUGGGAAGUGGUGUCCUUGACCUGGGAGACGCAGCAGUGCUUGAGGACCCAGCAGUGCUUGCCCUGGGGGGCAGGCAGUGCUUGAGGACCAGAGCAGGUCUGCAGCCCAGGACUGCUCAGCCUUCAGGAGUGUCGGAGCUGUAGCUGGCAUGGGUUGCAUUUGCUCCAUUUGACAGAUGGAGAAACUGAGGCCCAGGGCUUGGAAGCAGGCCAGCUGUGCCUUCAUUGAUUCAUUUUGCAGGGCUGGGUGCUUC